Molecule: messenger RNA, 453 nt
Organism: Fonsecaea erecta
Lineage: Eukaryota; Fungi; Ascomycota; Eurotiomycetes; Chaetothyriales; Herpotrichiellaceae
Exons: 1
Coding region: 1-453 (150 amino acids)
Source: RefSeq, a predicted model, not a curated record
AUGCCCUGGACACGAGAGCAACAAAGCACGGCGCGCGCCGAGAUCACGGCGGCGAUGCACAGGUACGCGUCGCUCGCGCGCGAAGGCGCCGACUGGGACGCGAUGGCGGCGCUGUUCGCGCCCGACGGGCUGUACCGGCUGCCCAACGGGGUGGCCGUGGACCCCAAGCGCAUGGUCGAGGUGGUGCAGGGCAACGAGGCCCAGUACAUCCGCCACCACGUCACGACGAUCGACAUCACGUUCGUGGGCGACACCGAGGCGCACACCGAGGCCUUCUAUCUCGCCGUCACGGACCGCGCGAGCCCCGACCACUGGGGCGGGUGGAAGGAUGUGUUUCGCUGGCACCCGCAGCAAGAGGCCUGGCUUAUCCAGGACCGUACGAUUUGUGUCGAUGGCGCCGCGCCCGGGGGGUGGUAUGCCUCUGUCUAUGGCAUGCCGGCUAAGACAAGUUGA